GUGGGCUCACCUUCCUGCAGCAGACUGCAGAGGUGAGGGAGUGGCCAUCACCUGCCACACUCUUUCCCAACCUGAGACACUGUGAGGCCCGCACUCCUCGUGUGGAAUAACACUUUCUGUCAGGCUGUACACCUUGGAGGAAUCCAGCUAUAAUCAGGAUGUUGUGGACAUGAUGGUGACAACCCAACUGUGACAAUGUACGAGGUGAUGUCCGGUGACACCCUGUCCUGGAAGGUGCUCAGUCCCAGGCAAAGCACCGUCGAGCCCAGCCCCGAGUCGCUCAUCACGGGGGACGGAGGACCCAUCAAGAUCCUCAAAGUUUGCUUCUGCACCAACAACAACCUGGGCAAGAACUUCAAGCUGGUGAAAUGUGACAGCUCCUGGCAAGUUAGGGCGAUCAUUCGUUCGAUUCUGGUGAGCGGCCGUCUGGGUCCCAACAUCACUCACACAGCUUGUUACGGCCUCCUGCUGAAACACUUGAAGUCUGAGGAACUUCACUGGCUGCAUCCCGAUCUGACUGUUGGGGAAGUGGAGCAGCGCUACGAGAGCAAUCAUGUGGAGGCAGAGUGGAGGUAUGACCUUCGAAUCAGAUACGUUCCUGUUAAUUUCCUGGAAAAAUUCGAAGAUGAGAGAUCUACUUUGAUGUUUUUUUACCAACAGGUGCGUAGUGACUAUAUGCAGUAUCAUGCCAGUAAAGUCAGCGAUGGGAUGGCUCUGCAACUCGGCUGUUUGGAGAUCAGGAGGUUCUAUAAAGACAUGAAUGCAAAAGGUCUAGAAAAGAAGUCGAACUUUGAGCUGCUAGAAAAAGAAGUGGGCCUGGACCUGUUCUUUCCUCAACAGCUGAUUAACAGCAUGAAGUCAAAGCAGCUACGGAAGCUUAUCCAGCAAACGUUUCAGCAGUUCGCGACCCUCAAGGAGGACGACUGCGUGGUCAAGUUUUUCGAGACCCUCAAGGAAUUCGUCAGCUAUGACGAAGAGGUCUUCCCAUGUGAACUAGUGCAAGGUUGGAGUCUGUCAGUGGAGCUGGUCGUCGGUGGGAGAGGAAUUCGCCAGCGCACACAGAAGGAUUCAGCGGCCGUGUUUCUUGCCGACUUCAAACAGAUCAAGUCGGUACAAUGUUUACCUCAGGGCGACGGCAAAGCUCUCCUGAACUUCAACAUAGAGGGCGCCAGACAGCGUCUAUCGAUCAACGUGCCCACGGUCCCUAUGGCAGAGAACAUGAUUGACCUUAUUGAUGGGUACUGCCGAUUGGAGAAUGACACAGAUGAAACUGUUAUCUCCCGACCAGGAAAAGAGGCUAAUGCAGAUCCCCUGCCUGAGAUUCCUACAAGCAGAGACAACAGCAACAGCUCGGCGAGAUACAGUAUGGGGUCGGAUAUCUACUGUGAGAUCCUCGAUGAAAGGCCAAAAUCAGUGGUGAAGUAUGGGAUUGACCGAAAUGACAUCGUUCUCGGCCGGAUUCUCGGUGAGGGUUUUUUCGGGGAAGUCUACGAUGGAGUUUACAAGAAGAAUAAUGUAGAGAGGAUCAAUGUUGCAGUGAAAACCUGCAAAGACUGUUCGCCUGACGUGAUGGAGAAGUUCAUGAGCGAAGCAGUAAUAAUGAAGAGCCUGGAACAUCCUCACAUCGUCAAACUGAUCGGGAUCAUCGAGGAGGAUCCUGUGUGGAUCGUCAUGGAGCUUUAUGAGUACGGAGAGCUGGGAAACUACCUGACUCAGAACGAGAAGACGCUGACCAACAUGACGCUGGUGCUGUUCAGUCUGCAGAUCUGCAAAGCCCUGGUCUACCUCUCCGGGGUCAACGUGGUUCACAGGGACAUUGCAGUCAGGAACGUGUUGGUUGCCAGUCAAGCCUGUGUGAAGCUCGGAGACUUUGGUCUGUCGAGGUACAUCGAGGAUGAAGAAUAUUACAAAGCGUCUGUUACUCGGUUGCCCAUAAAGUGGAUGGCUCCAGAGUCCAUCAACUUCAGACGCUUCACCACAGCCAGUGAUGUCUGGAUGUUUGCCGUGUGUGUGUGGGAGGUAAUGAGUCGCGGGCAGCAGCCAUUUUUCUGGCUGGAGAACAGAGACGUGAUCAACCAACUGGAGCAGGGCAUCAGGCUGCCCAAACCGGACAACUGCCCCCCGGCCCUCUACUCCCUCAUGACCCGCUGCUGGUCCUACGACCCCAGAGAGAGACCCACCUUCACCGAGCUGGUCGUCAAGAUCAGCGAUGUCCACAAGAUGGAGAAGGAGCAGGAAGUGGAGAGAGAGAGGGACCGAGCACGCUCCACGAAAUAUUUUGACCCCAAGUUCACGUUAAAUGAGCCUCCACCCAAGCCUACGAGAAUGAAACCAUCGCGGUUUGGGAACACGCUCAGUAUCGGGCUGCACAUUCAGCUGAAUGAGGCUUUAUGUGCCAGCUCACCUGAUCUGGCGAGUCCGUGUGAAUAUCAGACCCCCGUCGACUCCAUGAACAUGCUGACGCUGCCGGCCCGGUCCCCUCGCCGUCGCAGCAUGGGGGAGAACGAGUUUCCCCGGGUGGAACCAAACAGCAGGGAGGACGCCCAGCGCCUGUGGCAGAGGGAGAAGAGGAACAUGCACGACACCCUCCGCCUACAGAAAGCGCAGAUGAUGGAGGAUGAAAUGUGGCUGCAGCAGGAAGAGAAACUCCUGGUGGGAAACAGAGCAUCAUUAACUUGUGUCAACCCCCUCUCUGUGUCUCUGUACCCCCCCGCUCCAGAAAUCAACGUGGCCCUGGAGGCCACGCUGAACGUGGUCUCGUUAAACGAUACCAACCUGCUCGUUCCCUCUCGACACCCCGCUAGUUUUGAAUUUAAUGUCACUCUGAUAAGAGUUCCACAGAGAAGGUCCACGUCCAUAAUCUAUAAAAUGAACCUGCCUGUUCUUUUGCAGGACCCCAUGGGACCAGAUGAUCCCACCAGGCCAGAGUCUCGAGAAGAUGACACAUCAAAUGCUCCGCCAGACAAGCCCCCACGGCUCACAGCGCAGCCUACGCCCACAGCUGAACUGGACCGCUCUGAUGACAAAGUGUAUAAAUCCGUCAUGGACGUGGUCAAAGUUGUCGUUCAGCUAAAGAAUGACAUCACUGAACUGCAGUCAGAUGAUUACAUCAACAUCGUCAAGUCUGCAGGGAUGGCUUUACGAGAUCUGAUUCGCAGUGUGGAUGACAUACUGCCCACCCUACACGAGUCUAUCAGGACUGAGAUCGAGGGCACCCAGAAGCUGCUGAACAACGACAUGGCGGAGCUGAUCAGUAAGAUGCGUCUGGCCCAGCAGAACGCCAUCACCUCUUUGAAGGAGGAGUGUAAGAAACAGCUGCUGGCUGCGGCGCACACUCUGGCUAUGGACAGCAAGAACUUGUUGGAUGCCGUGGACCAGGCGAGGGUCAGGGCCAACGUAGCCAAGCCAGUGGUCCCCUAGUGGACUGUAAAACCUUCUGGUUAAGUUGAAAUCAGACUCUCUCUCUUACGAGUCAGACAUUUGCACACAGCUGGACAUUUCCUUUGGGAUGAAAUCUGCCUCUUGCAGCCUCUGGUCCCCUCAUUCAUCAUCCUGUAAAUGUAUGUUGUUAAAUUUGAAUGUAUAGUGGUAGAACUCGGGCUAACUUUGAGUGUGUAUACUGGAAUGGGGGAUUUAUAGGGUAGUCUACAGAUAUCAGGCACUGUAUUUAGAAUACUGUCAGUUCUGACAAACUUCCUUUUAUGUGAACUAUUAUCGUUUGUGUCUGGUGAGUUAUUGAUUUAAUUGCUCGCUGGGAAAUUGAAACUUCCUUGUAAAUAUAAAACGCGUCUUCUGAUAAAUACUGUAGUUUUUACUGCGGCGGGAAAAAAAUUAAACUCAAGUUAAUGUUUGUCUUUUAAAGCUGUCGAUAGUUAUGUGUGUGAAGAGUAAAGAUGAUAAAAACGAAAA
Molecule: messenger RNA, 3909 nt
Organism: Hippoglossus stenolepis (Pacific halibut)
Lineage: Eukaryota; Metazoa; Chordata; Actinopteri; Pleuronectiformes; Pleuronectidae
Gene: ptk2bb
Product: protein tyrosine kinase 2 beta, b
Exons: 30
Coding region: 196-3420 (1074 amino acids)
Biological process (GO): protein phosphorylation; signal complex assembly
Cellular component (GO): cytoskeleton; focal adhesion
Molecular function (GO): ATP binding; protein tyrosine kinase activity
Source: RefSeq, a predicted model, not a curated record